UUAAAAACAAAAUGGUUGCCAUGACAACGGUUAUUGACAAAAUCCUGACAGUGUUUUAGAGAAAACUUUAAUCGUAUAUCAAAUAUUGAAAUGUUACUUUAGACUAGUUAUAACCAAUUAUGAAGUUGUUAAAAAUACAUUUGCGGUAUCACCCGCCGGGACUUAUUUUAGAGUAUUCUCAAAAAGGCACUGUAAAGAACAAAGAAAUUGACCUUCUGGAUUUAAAUAGCAAAAGCGACAUCACCACAGUAGCCAACGAGCUGUACGUCCGAGAGGUUCUCCUCACUGAAGACGUGAGGGACCAGCUGGAACAAUGCCUGACCACGCUGAAGAAGAGGAUAGAACACGAGGGACCGGCGGGGAAGAGGUUUAUACCUUUGACUUCACGGUUCUACAUAUACAAGACGUUGAUGACCCACGUGCUUCCGCUGACUAACGUGGCUUUUGACAAGACUGGAGAACGAUGUCUGUCAGGAAGCUACGACCGCACGUGUAAGGUGUGGGACGUGGAGUCAGGCAGCGAGCUGGCUACGCUUACUGGACACCAGAACGUCGUAUACUCCGUCUCAUUCAACUUUCCUGCUUGUGACCGGGUCAUAACCGGUUCCUUCGACAAAUCCGCCAAGAUCUGGGAGCCUUCCACCGGGGAGUGUCUGGCAACACUCUGGGGCCACAACGGUGAGGUGGUGGCCGCUCAGUUCAGCCCUAAAGGGGACCAUGCGGCCACUGGCUCCAUGGACCAUACUGCCAAGCUUUACGACGUCAGAACCGGGGACGAACUCCACACGUACACUGGGCACACGGCAGAGGUCAUCGCGCUGCAGUUUGACCCCAACGAGGGUCGACGACUCAUCACAGGGUCCUUUGAUGGUACCAUCUCCAUAUGGGAUACUAGGAUGAAGGACCGAGUAUCAGUCCUCUCCGGGCACGAGGGCGAGAUCUCCAACGUGCAGUUCAAUUGGGACAGUUCUCUCGUAGGAUCUUCAUCACUGGACGGCAGCGCGAGGCUCUGGGACGCUCGUCAAAGCUCCUGCCUUGCUACCAUCUCAACUCACAGUGAUGAGGUAACUGGGACAAACUUGCUGUUCUGGAACAGUUUUCUAAUGGGCUCGUAUGGAUUGUUCAGUCGGGUAUCAGUCCUCUCCGGGCACGAGGGCGAGAUCUCCAACGUGCAGUUCAAUUGGGACAGUUCUCUCGUAGGAUCUUCAUCACUGGACGGUAGCGCGAGGCUCUGGGACGCUCGUCAAAGCUCCUGCCUUGCUACCAUCUCAACUCACAGUGAUGAGGUAACUGGGACAAACUUGCUGUUCUGGAACAGUUUUCUAAUGGGCUCGUAUGGAUUGUUCAGUCGGGUAUCAGUCCUCUCCGGGCACGAGGGCGAGAUCUCCAACGUGCAGUUCAAUUGGAUCAGUUCUCUCGUAGGAUCUUCAUCACUGGACGGCAGCGCGAGGCUCUGGGACGCUCGUCAAAGCUCCUGCCUUGCUACCAUCUCAACUCACAGUGAUGAUAUCGAGGUAACUGGGACAAACUUGCUGUUCUGGAACAGUUUUCUAAUGGGCUCGUAUGGAUUGUUCAGUCGGGUAUCAGUCCUCUCCGGGCACGAGGGCGAGAUCUCCAACGUGCAGUUCAAUUGGGACAGUUCUCUCGUAGGAUCUUCAUCACUGGACGGCAGCGCGAGGCUCUGGGACGCUCGUCAAAGCUCCUGCCUUGCUACCAUCUCAACUCACAGUGAUGAGGUAACUGGGACAAACUUGCUGUUCUGGAACAGUUUUCUAAUGGGCUCGUAUGGAUUGUUCAGUCGGGUAUCAGUCCUCUCCGGGCACGAGGGCGAGAUCUCCAACGUGCAGUUCAAUUGGGACAGUUCUCUCGUAGGAUCUUCAUCACUGGACGGCAGCGCGAGGCUCUGGGACGCUCGUCAAAGCUUCUGCCUUGCUACCAUCUCAACUCACAGUGAUGAGGUAACUGGGACAAACUUGCUGUUCUGGAACAGUUUUCUAAUGGGCUCGUAUGGAUUGUUCAGUCGGGCAUCAGUCCUCUCCGGGCACGAGGGCGAGAUCUCCAACGUGCAGUUCAAUUGGGACAGUUCUCUCGUAGGAUCUUCAUCACUGGACGGCAGCGCGAGGCUCUGGGACGCUCGUCAAAGCUCCUGCCUUGCUACCAUCUCAACUCACAGUGAUGAGGUAACUGGGACAAACUUGCUGUUCUGGAACAGUUUUGUAAUGGGCUCGUAUGGAUUGUUCAGUCGGGUAUCAGUCCUCUCCGGGCACGAGGGCGAGAUCUCCAACGUGCAGUUCAAUUGGGACAGUUCUCUCGUAGGAUCUUCAUCACUGGACGGCAGCGCGAGGCUCUGGGACGCUCGUCAAAGCUCCUGCCUUGCUACCAUCUCAACUCACAGUGAUGAGGUAACUGGGACAAACUUGCUGUUCUGGAACAGUUUUCUAAUGGGCUCGUAUGGAUUGUUCAGUCGGGUAUCAGUCCUCUCCGGGCACGAGGGCGAGAUCUCCAACGUGCAGUUCAAUUGGGACAGUUCUCUCGUAGGAUCUUCAUCACUGGACGGCAGCGCGAGGCUCUGGGACGCUCGUCAAAGCUCCUGCCUUGCUACCAUCUCAACUCACAGUGAUGAGGUAACUGGAACAAACUUGCUGUUCUGGAACAGUUUUCUAAUGGGCUCGUAUGGAUUGUUCAGUCGGGUAUCAGUCCUCUCCGGGCACGAGGGCGAGAUCUCCAACGUGCAGUUCAAUUGGGACAGUUCUCUCGUAGGAUCUUCAUCACUGGACGGCAGCGCGAGGCUCUGGGACGCUCGUCAAAGCUCCUGCCUUGCUACCAUCUCAACUCACAGUGAUGAGGUAACUGGGACAAACUUGCUGUUCUGGAACAGUUUUCUAAUGGGCUCGUAUGGAUUGUUCAGUCGGGUAUCAGUCCUCUCCGGGCACGAGGGCGAGAUCUCCAACGUGCAGUUCAAUUGGGACAGUUCUCUCGUAGGAUCUUCAUCACUGGACGGUAGCGCGAGGCUCUGGGACGCUCGUCAAAGCUCCUGCCUUGCUACCAUCUCAACUCACAGUGAUGAGGUGUUGGACAUCUGCUUCGACUGGGCGGGACAGCGAAUGGCCACCUCCUCCAGCGAUUGUUCAGCGAGGAUCUACGACGUCAAGGGAGACUUUAAGGAGCUGGCGAUCAUGAAGGGCCAUCGUGAUGAGGUGUCCAAGGUAUGCUUCAGUCCCGCCGGAGGUUGCCUGCUGACGGCAUCAGCUGACCGCAGCGCCCGUAUCUGGAACUCAUCGACUGGGAACUGCAGACAGGUUUUGUCCGGCCACGAGGGCGAAAUCUUCUCCUGCGCGUACUCGUACGCCGGAGACGCCAUCAUCACAGCCUCCAAGGACAACACGUGCCGCAUAUGGAGGUGAUUGGAUUGGUGGCAGUCAGACCACUAACCAC
This is a messenger RNA of Cydia amplana, 3435 nucleotides long. RefSeq lists its product as uncharacterized. Gene Ontology annotation, molecular function: protein binding. Lineage: Eukaryota; Metazoa; Arthropoda; Insecta; Lepidoptera; Tortricidae. The transcript is spliced from 10 exons. Bases 120 to 3404 code for a protein of 1094 amino acids. The record is from RefSeq and is a predicted model, not a curated record.